Rhagoletis zephyria (snowberry fruit fly) is the source of this 598-nucleotide messenger RNA. The record is from RefSeq and is a predicted model, not a curated record. Lineage: Eukaryota; Metazoa; Arthropoda; Insecta; Diptera; Tephritidae.
AGUUGAUUUUGAAGAGGUUCAGGAGAUUGCUACUUUUCUCAAGGACAAGACAUCGGUGAAGCCAGUCAUCGGCAUUAUCUGUGGUUCAGGACUCGGCGGACUUGCUGAUCUCAUCGAAAAUCCCGAUGUCAUUGACUACAAAGACAUUCCCCAUUUUCCCGUCAGCACAGUUUCCGGUCACAAAGGUGCUCUCGUUUUUGGCACUCUUAAUGGCGUGCCGGUGAUGUGCAUGAAAGGACGUAUUCACCCUUACGAGGGCUACUCGCUGACUCGAUGCACACUGCCCAUCCGAGUGAUGAAGGCACUUGGAGUGCAAACACUGGUGGUCACCAAUGCUGCAGGCGGCUUGAAUCCAAACUUCGAGGUGGCCGAUAUAAUGCUCAUUCGUGAUCACAUCUUUUUUCCCGGAUUCAGUGGUAACAAUCCAUUGCGAGGCCCGAAUGACAAUCGUUUUGGUGCACGAUUUCCUCCCAUGAACAAGUGCUAUGAUCGAGAGCUUUCUGAGCUGGCCAAUGAAUGCGCCCAAAAGCUGGGCAUUACUCGAUUCAUGCGCAAGGGCGUCUAUGUGAUGCUCGGUGGACCCAACUACGAAACUGUU